Messenger RNA from Exaiptasia diaphana, 864 nucleotides. RefSeq names its product nuclear transport factor 2. Bases 86 to 469 code for a protein of 127 amino acids. Gene Ontology annotation, cellular component: nuclear pore central transport channel. The record is from RefSeq and is a predicted model, not a curated record. Gene Ontology annotation, biological process: protein import into nucleus. NCBI's taxonomy places the organism in Eukaryota, Metazoa, Cnidaria, Anthozoa, Actiniaria, Aiptasiidae. The transcript has 4 exons.
CUAGUGAAGAGUUCGUCCAUUUUGAGGGGACGCGAAUCGCUAUUGGAUCUAAAUCAGCUAUAAAUAUUUAUCUUAGAUUACAAAAAUGAAUCCAAACUUUGAAAGUAUUGGAAAGCAAUUUGUCAACGAAUACUAUUCGAGAUUUGACACGAAUCGAGCAUACCUAAAAGAAUUAUAUCGUCCAUUCUCAAUGCUAACGUUUGAAGGAGAUCAAUUUCAAGGCGUUGAUGCAAUUAUAACAAAGCUUACGUCAUUACCUUUCCAGACAGUAGCCCAUGUUAUUACUACUACUGAUGUCCAACCAUCACCAAACAAUGGUGUCUUAGUAUUCACUGUUGGACAGCUAAAGACUGACAAUGAUCCUCCGCACAGCUUCAGUCAAACCUUUUUACUAAUGCCUGAAGACAAAGAGCUACAAUCCUAUUAUGUCUUGAAUGAUUUGUUUCGGUUAUCAUUACAUCAUGCAUGAUUAUGACAAAGACUAUCUCAGCGCAGUGGGUCAUUGGAGGAAUUAUAACUGAUGUAAACCAUAUCAAGGAUUCUCAAAAUGUAGACUUGUAAUUGUUCAAGUGUUGUAAGCAUUGUUUUCAUCAUAAAUAAGAUCAAUGACUAGGAAAUAAAAUAUUUUGAUACAUUUAUACCUCUUUAUAACAUGCAAAUUAUUGCUACAGUAUUGGAAAAAAACAUAUCUGACUGCAGUUAAAAGUUGACUAUAUUUCAUCAUUCAGUUCCCAGUUUGAUCUWUGUUAUACCAGCAAUAUUGGACUAAGCUUUGCACUUGUCCACUUUGCUCUGAAUGUUUUAUAAAGAAAACAAAACAAUUCAAUAAAAUUAAUAAAUGCCAAUAAAGUGCAUUCAAACUCA